AUGACAGGACGAGAGAAAGUAGAGGAAAAGCCGCACGCGAAGCUCUUAACAACUCCGACUUAUUACGGUGCCGACAAGUCGCGCGGCAGCGGCGCCGGAUUUCGGUCCAAAGGCUUUGCCAUCACCGACCUGCUGGGUCUCGAGCCGGACUUCCGGGCGUGUCAGCCCGGUACUGAAGUCAGCGCACAGCAUGAGGGCGGUGAUGUGGGUCACGGCACCAGGGCCGGAGGCUUCUCGUUGCCCGCGGGGUCCCUGCCGCUCGGUUUAGGUUUCCUCUGCAGUCUGGCGGCGCAGCAGCCUCCCGGUGCUCCGUGUUUCCUCCCGGGACACAUCCCACUCCUGCAGUCCCGGACAGACAGGCAUUUCAACCAUAACACGGAGCCACAGCGGCCUGACGUCUAUUCCGAUGAUGACUGUCCUUCUGGGGAUCAUAACGAUGAAAAAAGCUCAAGCAACUCCCAGAAACGGAAAAAACGGAGACACAGGACGGUGUUUACUUCUCACCAGCUGGAAGAACUAGAGAAGGCUUUCAACGAGGCUCAUUAUCCAGAUGUUUACGCGAGAGAAAUGCUGGCCAUGAAGACGGAGCUCCCUGAGGACAGAAUACAGGUGUGGUUCCAGAACCGCCGGGCCAAAUGGAGGAAGCGUGAGAAGUGCUGGGGUCGCAGUAGUGUGAUGGCGGAAUACGGCUUGUACGGAGCCAUGGUCCGUCACUCCAUCCCUUUACCAGAAUCCAUCCUCAACUCAGCUAAAAACGGCAUGAUGGGCUCCUGUGCGCCCUGGCUCCUGGGAAUGCAUAAAAAGUCUAUUGAAAUGUCCAAGAAAUCCCCGGAGAGGACCGAAUCCACACACACUGAUCCAUACCACGAGGAGACGAAAGGGAAAGACGGAGACGCCGCAUGGCCGAGACGAGGCUCGACGACAGAGGAGGUGGAGGAUAUGGCCAUCGAUUUAUCCAGCACAUCCAAACAGGACAGCAAGAGCGCUUUGAAAGCCUCGUCUCCUCGUCCGGAAACCAACAGCAACUCUGAAAACGAGAACUGA
Messenger RNA from Hemibagrus wyckioides, 1044 nucleotides. RefSeq names its product visual system homeobox 1 homolog, chx10-like (gene vsx1). The record is from RefSeq and is a predicted model, not a curated record. The transcript has 5 exons. Gene Ontology annotation, molecular function: DNA-binding transcription factor activity, RNA polymerase II-specific; transcription cis-regulatory region binding. Gene Ontology annotation, biological process: regulation of DNA-templated transcription. NCBI's taxonomy places the organism in Eukaryota, Metazoa, Chordata, Actinopteri, Siluriformes, Bagridae. Gene Ontology annotation, cellular component: nucleus. Bases 1 to 1044 code for a protein of 347 amino acids.